Molecule: messenger RNA, 3279 nt
Organism: Nerophis ophidion (straightnose pipefish)
Lineage: Eukaryota; Metazoa; Chordata; Actinopteri; Syngnathiformes; Syngnathidae
Product: serine-rich coiled-coil domain-containing protein 2-like
Exons: 15
Coding region: 447-2939 (830 amino acids)
Biological process (GO): microtubule bundle formation
Cellular component (GO): microtubule cytoskeleton
Molecular function (GO): microtubule binding
Source: RefSeq, a predicted model, not a curated record
GGGAGAUGUGCUGGGCAGGCGCAGAGUACCGGCGUGCACGCGCGCAUGAUUCAGCAGCUGCUCGCCGGCGCUUCGACCCGCGCGCGGGCACGCGAAUUACCGCGCACCGGUCACCGGGGCCGGGCGUGCGCGGACGUUUUUCUUCCGCCACCGGGAGAGCGACACACACCGCGUCCUUUGUCGCACUUGCGGAGGAGUGACGUCAGCGACAGCCCCGCCAUUUCCGCAUCCUUGGCGCGGCGCGCGGACAGGCGCUGAAGAAUCUCAUGAUGCGUUGAUAAAAGAUCUUCUCGGCGCCCGGCGUCAGACGCUCACUUCCUGCUCCGUCUCGCCGCUCGACGGCGAUGAAGAUGAUGGUGAUGAAGAUGAUCUAAGAGGUUUUGAUUUGUCCAAUCAACACUUUCCUUUUCACCAAGUCAGUGCAGCUCUUGCUCAGCAGGUGGUCUAUGUCUAGGUCCGCCCCCGACAUGCCCACCAUGGUGUCCAGGUUGCCUAAAUUUGCUCCGUGGUCCAAAAGCGGCGCCGCCCCCGCCUCCCCGACGGCUCCUCCCACCAGCUCUGGCCAGCAGGGGGCCAGCAGCGCCUCCGUGAGACGGACACGGUCCAUCCGCACACCCACGGACUAUUCCACCAUGUGGAGGAAAGACCGCGGGGUCACGGAAGGGGGCGGGAUUGACAAGGAGGGGGCGGGGUCAAGGGGUGUCGAUGUCAAGCACAAUCUGAACAGAACCGCUCCCAAUUCUCCGGUGGACUCAAAGAAGUCCUCGUGUCCUGUGAAGGAGUCCAACAAGUCUCAAGCACUUCCUGUUUCUAAAAGUGGACUUCCUGUUUCCAAGCGGAAGCCAAGCGGGUCCACCCCGACCAAACUUCAUGCUCUUCCUGGGUCCAAACUUCCAAGCAGACUCAGCAGCUCUGUGAGGCCCCACCGGUGGUCCACUGGUUCUAGUGCGACCACACCAGCACCUGGUUCUGGUUCUAGAACUGGUUCCUCCCUCCCUGCCGCUCUGCCAGCCACCCGCUCGCUCUCCACCGGCAACCUCGGGUCGGCGCCACCGUCCCGCCUCGCCACAAACGACCGCUUGCGCUCACGUAGCCUGAUGGCGGUCCAGCGGCGUCCCUCCCCCUCCCCCUCCCCCUCUACUAACACCACCGCCAAGCAGCCCGUCACUUCCUGUGCUCCACCUUCUGCUCAGGUGUCAGAGGGCGGGGGUCGGUGCCAGGCUCUCAAAGCAACCCCUUCUGCCUCAAAGAAGCCCCUCCUACCUGGGCUCAGCCCCGCCCCCAAGUUUAAUGGCAUCAGCUACAAGCUGUCACGGCCAUCGCUCAUUAAGAUGCCCCGCCCCCUCCGAGCGACCCCCGUACACAAGUCUCUGACGGACCCUGAAGUGGGCCGAGGAUCCUCAGUGGGGACAGCGUCCUCCACAGGAAGUAGUCCAGAGAGCCCUCCAGAGGGCCCAGAGUCUGAGGGUCUUCCGUCCCAGAAGGAGAUGUCUAUUCUGGGGGAGACGAUGGAGGAGAUGUCCCUGUCGUCCAGCUCGUCUCUGGACCAGAACCACACCAGUCAGGAGUACAUGGACGACUUUGACGACCUGGGAAACGGAGGUUUGGGCGUCGUCCUGCUCGCCAAAAACGACGAAGACGACUCCGGUCUGGACCGGACGUGUACCGCCUUCCGUGACCACGGUGUGGCGGUCAACGGCGUCACCGAGGCGACAGAACUGAACUUUUUGGACCAGACUUUGGACUGGACUGUCAGGGCUGGUGAAGGACAGAACCAGCUGGGUCCUUUCAGUCAGCUGGAGUCCCAGGAGCAGGGUUGCUCGUCCCUGGACUUGUCGCCCUCAGACAGCUAUGGUUCUGGCGGCAUCUACAUGUGGGACGAGGAGGGUUUGGAGCCGCUGGGGGGCGCCGCCAUGGACUGCGGCGUGGCGCGGCGUGUCAGCAGCUUCGACUCGGACGCCAACGGCAGCGACGUGCUGACCAACCUGGACUCUUGUGACUUGGACGACGACGACCUCAUGCUGGACGGAGACUCUCCCGAGGACGCGUCCCUGCGCGACGGUGCCCUAACGUGUGAAGACGGGGUGUCCCGCAUGGCCGAGUGGAGGCGGAGACAGCUGUGCUGGGGGACGCAGGAAGUCCACGAUGACGACGACGACAGCGAGCCAGAACGCUACAGGCCGAGCCAGGAGGACGCGGGCGGAGACGUGGUCCUCGGUCUUCACAGGCCUGCAGUGGAGGAGCUGCUGGGAGACUUUGGCGCCGUCAGGUCACAGCUGGAAGUCCUGAGGAGGUUACUACUGCAGGACCAGGACCAGGACCAGGACCAGGACCACACACUGACCACUGACACGCUGAGCCCUCAAGGUGCCCACCAAUCACAGGUUCUGCUGCAGGAGGUGCAGCAGCUGAAGGAGGAGCUGAGGAACAAAGAUGUCAUCAUCUCACAUCUCACACAGCAGCUGCAGGCUGUUGCCGCGGCAACCAGCAGGUGUCGCUGCCAGAAAGCAUGUGUCAGGUUGGAGCGACACACGCAGACAAGCAUGGCGGCGAAGGAGUGUGUCGCCUCGCAGACCACCUGGAGGGUGGCCCCCCCUGUCGCCUUCCUGUCUCCUCCCUGGCAGUACCAACGUUCCACACCAUACAGGGGGAGACCCCGGCCCAGCAUCCCCCCUCACCUCGCCAGGAAGAAUGGCGGCCCCGCGUCUCGUCAGCACCAGUAUGUUGUAGCGCUGCAUGCUGCUACCCUUACAACAUGUCUAGGGGUGUCUGUGCCAGGCUGCAACACUGUGAGCGUCCAGCAGAUGUCAGUGUGGACCAGAGGGAGAUCUUCUCUUCUUCCACGUCUGACAGCUUUUGAUGAGGAGGCUGAAAAACUGCUGGAUUUACGUCGCGAUCGCAAUUUUAUUUUCAUCCAUCUCAAUAUAAAAAAUGAUUAGAAAAAAGUUUAUUAAGAAAUAUUAAAAAAAUACGUUUUAGGACCAGAGGGAUUUUUAUUUUAUUUUAUUAUUAUUAUUUUUUAAAUCUGAAACCUGUUUUGAAAAAGUUUCAUUCAGAUGAUUGGACCAAAUAAUUCUUUGCAAGAACUGGUUCUGAAGGGAAUCAUCACCCAGGAAUCAAAUAGAACUGUUAAAGUCACACCCCUAAAAACCACACAUCCACCUAUUGGGACUUUCUUUAGCUCAAUCCUGCUCCAUUUUUUUUCUCACGCCCCCCCUUGGGGGUCAUACUUUUAUUUUCACGCCCCCCCCCCAAAUUGAAAUAUGAUUGAGAACCUGA